AUGAGCAGUUCAAGAAGUGAUCCCUUGUUUGCUCAUGCAAUGGCGUUUGUAACAAAAGCAAAAUCUAGGGUUACCACAGAAAAGUAUAAUCAGUUUUUACGACUCCUAUAUAAUUACCACCAUGCAAGAAGAAUUGAUAUAGGAGUUUUCAAACAAGGAGUUUUUGAGUUGUUUAAGGAGCAUAAAGAUUUAAUUUCAAGAUUCAACAUGUUUUUGCCUCAUGGACACAAAUUUGAACAACUAGGUGAUGGCGAUGCAUUAGCAGUCAAAGAAGAUCAGAAAGAUGAUGAAGGAAAACAAGUUUGA
Messenger RNA from Vicia faba (fava bean), 306 nucleotides. Lineage: Eukaryota; Viridiplantae; Streptophyta; Magnoliopsida; Fabales; Fabaceae. The record is from the annotation of a GenBank genome assembly.